AUGUCCGGAUAUCCGUCACGGAUCGCGUCUCCGUCGGGGCUGGGGGGCGGCGUUGGCCUGGGAUCUGGAGCAGGGAGCGCGGCAAGUGCAUCUGCGACGACGACACUGUUUCGACGGCUUGUAUGGGAAGGCAGCGUCCCACUCGAGAUUCGAAUCGACCAAAAGGAGCUCCCAGCGGAGAGCGAUAGAGGGUUGGGAGAGAGUUAUUACUUGCAGGUCCCUAGGAUCAGUUAUCUACCGUUGAUUGUCCCAGAACUGAAACAGUAUCUCGUUGAGCUUGUUCUCAGUGAGCGGGAAGGCGCGAAUCUAAAGGAGGACUCUUGGUGGUUCGAAGACGAGUUUGGGGGCGUAGUUAAAUGGAAUUGGCCAAUUGGUCUCUUAUACGACAUCUACGUCGCGUCGAAAACCGUCUCUCUAGCGUCGAGCUAUCCACCCUCCUCUGGAGGAGCUUCAAACGCUCCAGUCGUGUUCCCUCAACCAACGGUACCUUUACGACUCACUCUGCAUUUAGCGCCAAUGGCCGGUGGAAGCGAACGACAGCACCAGAGCGGGAUUAGUGGGGGAGGUGCUGCAAAUCAAGAAGCAUUGAAGCAAUCGUUUAUGGCUCAACUUAAAGAAGCAGAUUUUCUACGGUGGGGGAGUACCAAGCGCGUUACGGGGCUGCGAAAGGCGGACCAGGAUGGCAUAUGGGAUGCCUUGCGAGAUCACAACUUUGAAGACUUUUGGCGAGUGGCCUCUCGGAUCACACCUUCGCCUGUCCCACCAACGGCUCCUACGUCCCCAUCAGCGUUCCACGGCUCCUCACUGAGUUCACGGCCUCCCUCUACUGACCCUAAUACGGGGACGACGGCCGCUUCGUCUCUUCCUCCGCAAGACCGAGACACUGCCUACAACGUCCGGUCCGUGCCAAUACGGAUAUACCUGCCGGAUCAACCGAACACUACUGGAUCAUCGACGUCUCCUCGAGCGGGGAACGUAGGUUUACCUGGUGCUGGUGCUGGUGGGGGCACGAGUCUGUUUGGAGGGGCGUCUUCAGGGAGCGCAAUGUCGCCCCUUCAUCCUCAUUUGACAUGGGGAGGGAACCACGCUCUUGCGACGUAUGCGAGCACGUUACCCGGGAGUGCAGGGACAGGGACAGUGAUCCAACCACUGGUGCCUCCGCUGGCCAAUGCCGAUUCGAGUACGAGUGUGUUGCAGUCGCCUGGCUCUCCUCAGUUGGUGAGCAGUCCGCUUGGUACGACGGGGACGGCUGGGUUGUAUCCUGGGGGGAGUAGUGGUGGGUAUUCGAGCUCUGCUGGUGGCCAGCCGGCGACGGUGAAGACGUUGAUGGAGACACAUUUGCCGUUGUUGUUCCCACCCGAGGACAAGGCUGGCGGUGGUGGCUCGCUUGCUCAUGUGCUAGUGCAUGGGGUCGUCGUUCCGCUCGAGACUGAGCUUGCGUGGCUGGGGGCGUGCAUGAGUGGUGCGGAUGGAUGGGUGAGCAUUGUCGUUGGGCUUGGAAGGGGUGCGUAG
This is a messenger RNA of Serendipita indica DSM 11827, 1512 nucleotides long. The record is from the annotation of a GenBank genome assembly. Lineage: Eukaryota; Fungi; Basidiomycota; Agaricomycetes; Sebacinales; Serendipitaceae.